Molecule: messenger RNA, 1343 nt
Organism: Somion occarium
Lineage: Eukaryota; Fungi; Basidiomycota; Agaricomycetes; Polyporales; Cerrenaceae
Source: the annotation of a GenBank genome assembly
CCCUGUGCGGACCAGCGUUAGUCCCCACACUCUCUCAAAUACCACCACCAUCUCUCCUACGUUCUCCUCUUUAUCUUCCACAUCGGUUGUCUUUCUCUGCAUUCAUGGCUUCUAAGGCAGCACAUAAACGCCUGAAUAAGGAGUAUGUUGCUAUGCAAAGAGAACCUCCUCCGUUCGUAUGGGCAGUCCCAGACGAGAAGAAUAUCUUGACAUGGAACUACAUCAUACGUGGACCACCCGAUUCACCCUUCGCAGGCGGAGAAUACCAUGGAGUGUUACUCUUCCCUCCUGAAUACCCGUUCAAACCGCCAGGGAUCAAGAUGUUGACGCCUUCUGGUCGUUUCCAACCUGAUAGAAAGAUCUGUUUCUCCAUGUCGGAUUUUCAUCCGGGCUCGUGGAACCCCGCAUGGAGUGUUGCAACAAUAUUGACCGGACUUCUAUCAUUCAUGUUGUCCGAUGAGAUGACCACAGGAUCUGUUACCACCUCUGAUGCAGAGAAGCGUGCGUACGCUGCGCGAAGCCACGCUUGGAAUCUCGAACAACGACGGUUUAGAGAAGCCUUUCCAGAUUAUUGCACCCCCACACCACGCGAUGUACCUAAUAUGGCCCAGAAGGAGCUCGGCAGUUCCUCUAAGCCUCAACCCACCCAGUCCCCCUCUGCCACCCAAUCGCCAGUCCCCACACCCGCCCAAGCACGUACUACGUCUAUUACAUCUACACCCGCUACACUGACCACUGCUGAUGCUGGUACACGAACAUCUAAUAGCAGUGGGUCCAGUGUUGUGAUACCUGGCGAUUCUACUGCUCGUGCGGCUGCCACCUGGACCACGACCUUGCGACAAAUGGUCUGGGAGAAGUGGAGGUGGGGAGUUGUACUUGCGCUGGCACUUAUCGUCUCUCGUUUGUCCUCCGCAUAGCCCUUCCUUCAUUGCGCUGCACUGUCGCUACUGGGUCUUAGGGGUAUGUUCUUGACGGACGGCUGUGCGGCCUCAUUAUUUUUGGUCCUCUCGUUGAUCUUUAUGGUUCUUGCAUCAAUAUCGAAUACAACACAUUCAUUCAUACCAUAUUUCCUUUUACUGUACCUCUUGAAUCUCACCGCUCCUUAAGUCCAUUGUCUUUUCUUUCUUUGGAUGGCAUACAUAUGUACUGUAGAUGAUCUCGUGUUGUCAUAAGCCGAAUGAGCUUACUGCGUACUUACCUUGGUUUUGAGCAUCAUUGGAUCUAUAGGAAUGGUUGAGCAGGGUGUGCAAUAUAUGAGCUUAUAGUAAGUAGGUCUAAGUAGAACAUGUGUGCAGACUUCUAGAUAUCAUGAAGUCAAUGUAGCCAAAAGCCCCUUCCAGACG